Mesorhabditis spiculigera is the source of this 648-nucleotide messenger RNA. The record is from the annotation of a GenBank genome assembly. Lineage: Eukaryota; Metazoa; Nematoda; Chromadorea; Rhabditida; Rhabditidae.
AUGGAGAGCACCGGGACAUACGACCACUGCGUGCACCGCGAAAUGGAAACGCUCAUCCUCGACUACAUGAACAUACAUGCGGCAAUGGGACCGUACAUCGAAAAUGAUUUGCAACAAUGUGAAGGCGCCGGAUACUCGGGUGGCCAAUUGGCGAGUUUGGGAACUGCUGAUACUGCCGUGGAGAGGGCACAGAAUCAGGAAAUCAUUUCCUCAAAGCAGCUCGGGGAUGCCGCCAAGAAGUGUCUCAGCACGCUUACGAAAAUGGAUAAAACGGCGGCUCUCCAAAGAGCCAGGCAUGCCCGGGCCCAGAAGGCGCGAGAUGCGGCCCGAUCGGUGUACACAGACCUACGCGCAAAAAUGCUGAGCCGACACCCCGCUGACUGGCUGGCCGAGUUCGAGCCCAAAAAAGUCAAGCAGGGUGACAUUGCUCGUGGUUCUGCGGCUCCUCCGUCCCCAGCGCGAGACCCAGACGAGAGUAUCGUCGAGCCCGAGAUGGUCGAUGAUGCCACUCCAACUGCAAGCUGCCCCCACAGCGAAGCAGCGGCUCGCAUCGUCGGCCCACGCCGUCCAAGUCAAGCCCAAGGGCGACAAUACGACAACAACUUGGAACCCACCCAUGCAAAUGGUAAGAAGCGCCUAUUUUGCGAU